CGUGAUCUACCACAAACUCACAAACCACAAGGCCUGUGCACAAGGCAAAAUAUAAAAAAAGUGUAAACAGUGGUUUCAAAUUUUAUUGCAAUUUUUUUCUUCGUUUUAUAAGUAAAUUUUAAUAUUAUAUACUAUAAUAAUUGAGAAUGCAAUAGAUCAAUAUGCAAUUAACCUGUUUGUUGAGAACAAUAUUAUAUAAAGGUUCAUUGCAAAUUGGAAAGAAUUUAACAAGGAAAAACAUUAUGACAACUCCAAGAAGUAUGCAAGAAGUUCUAGAAGAUUUAAAAGGAAAUCCUUAUUAUGAUAAAUAUUCAGAUAAAAUAAAACAAGUCCAAAAUAGUAAACCUGAUGAAUUUCAAUCUCGGGUUGAGAAUUUAGAAAAGAAAAAAGUUAAAAAAAUAGAAGCAUCAAAGGGUCGCCAAUAUUCCCAAUUGUUAAACCCCAAAGAGAAAUUGGAAAAUAAAACUCAAAUAAAAGAAGAAUCAUUGGACAAAAUCAUGAAAAUAGAUUUAAUUAAAGAUAAGACUGCUGAAGAAGUUGAAUCUAUUUGGCUAGAAUAUCAUUUGACAAAAGAUUGCAUUGCUGCUACAAUUCCCUCAAAAGAUUAUGAAAAAUUAGAACAGAGAUCAUUAAAAUUCAAAACAUUUUUAUUUCCACUACCUAGAAGUCAGGGUUAUGAGUUUAUUUUGUGCCAGUUUGAGAAAAAUACUGUCCACUUUACACCAUUGCUUUAUUUUCAAGUUCACAAAGAAAACGCUCCUGAAUGCUUGACACUAACGCACUAUAAAGAAUUUAAAGAUGAUAAAGGAAUUGUAUUAAUGAGAGGAGAAUAUGACAAAAAUGUAAUAAAUGCUAAAGAAGCUCAAUGUCUAGCCAAUCAGUUACAAUUAUACUAUAUUCAGGAUGAUGAAGAAAAACAGAAACUGCUGGAAACAUUUACUGUAGAUCCAGAUUCUUUCGAUCAUAUGGAGCUGGUUAAACAAGUUAAUAAUUUAUCUUUAUAAUUCUUUUUCUUGGCAGUGUAGUCACAUGCUGAUCUUGUAUAUAUAAAAAAUAGUAAUAUAUGUAGACUGUUUUAUUUUAAUAUAAAUAUUCUAUUAUCUAUUUAAUUAUAGCUAAAUAAAAAGCAGCUAA
Molecule: messenger RNA, 1134 nt
Organism: Sitophilus oryzae (rice weevil)
Lineage: Eukaryota; Metazoa; Arthropoda; Insecta; Coleoptera; Curculionidae
Product: ATP synthase mitochondrial F1 complex assembly factor 1
Exons: 2
Coding region: 162-1004 (280 amino acids)
Biological process (GO): mitochondrial proton-transporting ATP synthase complex assembly
Cellular component (GO): mitochondrion
Source: RefSeq, a predicted model, not a curated record